ACCAACUUCCCGCAACAACAUCAGCGUCUGUUAUUUAGACCCUGUACAUUAAUAGCGCGUCGCGUCGCUACGUCCAGUGCCCAGAAAAUUGCGAACGCAAGCCCCUCGUCGACAUUGCUCCAGCUCUUUGACUUCGUUCCAACCCCUGAAAAUGUCUACCGGCAUCGUACUUUCCAAAGACAUUGUCUACCCCGCUGCGGCGAUUGUCUCCACGUUCUGGUUGACAUUCUUCCAGACUGUGAAGGUCGGCCGUGCUCGCAAGCGCGCUGGUAUCGCUUACCCUCAGCUCUACGCGGAGAAGGCUGAGGCAGCUGCCUCUAAGGAGGCUGCCAUCUUCAACUGCACGCAACGUGCUCACCAAAACACGCUCGAAUACUUGCCGAUUAUUCUCUCCGGUACUCUUGUGAUGUCCUUGAAGUACCCGGUCGCCGCGGCUUGCAUGUGUGGCGUCUGGUCGCUGUCUCGCUUCAUCUACACCAUCGGAUACAGCACCGGAGACCCUACCCGUCGCAACUUCCUUGGCGGUGCCAUGAUUGGCACGUUCAACUGGCUCGGCCUGGUGUUCGGCUCUACCUGGACCAUCAUCUCUCUCCUGCGGGCGUGAUGCGGCAAGAAGGAUGGGUCACCUAUCACAUUGUGGUACAUUAAUAAUUGCUCGUGUAAUCCAAUUACCGUGUUUUGCUGCCCAAUACACUGCGUUCUUGAGAGCUCUC
Messenger RNA from Laetiporus sulphureus 93-53, 713 nucleotides. Its product is annotated as membrane-associated proteins in eicosanoid and glutathione metabolism. The transcript has 9 exons. Bases 152 to 604 code for a protein of 150 amino acids. Gene Ontology annotation, cellular component: membrane; nuclear envelope; endoplasmic reticulum. Gene Ontology annotation, molecular function: glutathione peroxidase activity; glutathione transferase activity. Lineage: Eukaryota; Fungi; Basidiomycota; Agaricomycetes; Polyporales; Laetiporaceae. The record is from RefSeq and is a predicted model, not a curated record.